AUGGCCUUACCAGCGCAACCAAUUCGAUCACUCAAGAAAAGGAAAAAUAAAAAGAUGAAGAAGACAGCGUUAGGAAACAAAUUAGAUAAGCUGAAUUCACAAGAAGCUCAGGCAUCAGCUGCGAUUAUGGCAAAGUUAUUGGGUCAGAGUACUUCGAACAGAAUUGAUGAAAUCCAAAACAAAGAUCAUUGUAUAUAUGAGGGUGGCCAGGACUCCGUUUGGACAGAUGAUGAAGAUGCAACACCACGCGAGUAUGUCUCCUUCCAAGCUAGGACCCAACGGGAACAAGCGCAGAUGAGAGCCGCUGCACCCCUCAUAUUUUCCGAAUUCAUGAGGUGCUCCAAAAGAACGUACCAAUGGGGAGAUGAGGAAAGUUGGAAUCGUGACUGGAAGGCUGCUUGUAAAUGUACUACUGACCAACAAGAGCGGUCAAUCGACGUUGUUGAUAUCACUUGUCAGUUUCCAAAUCUUUCUUGA
Melampsora larici-populina 98AG31 is the source of this 477-nucleotide messenger RNA. RefSeq lists its product as uncharacterized. The transcript has a single exon. The record is from RefSeq and is a predicted model, not a curated record. The coding region runs from base 1 to 477 and encodes 158 amino acids. NCBI's taxonomy places the organism in Eukaryota, Fungi, Basidiomycota, Pucciniomycetes, Pucciniales, Melampsoraceae.